AUGUGGGCCGGACUGCUCCUCCGGGCCGCCUGCGUCGCGCUUCUGCUGCCGGGGGCUCCGGCCCGAGGCUACACCGGGAGGAAGCCGCCCGGGCACUUCUCAGCCGAGAGACGGCGGCCAGGCCCCCACGUCUGCCUCUCUGGAUUCGGGAGUGGCUGCUGCCCUGGCUGGGUGCCCUCCGUGGGCAGUGGGCACUGCACCCUGCCUCUCUGCUCCUUCGGCUGCGGGAGUGGCAUCUGCAUUGCUCCCAACGUCUGCUCCUGCCAGGACGGAGAGCAAGGGGCUACCUGCCCAGAAGCCCACGGACCCUGUGGGGAAUAUGGCUGUGACCUUACCUGUAACCAUGGUGGCUGUCAGGAGGUGGCCCGAGUGUGUCCUGUGGGCUUCUCGAUGACAGAGACAGCUGUUGGCAUCAGGUGUACAGACAUUGAUGAAUGUUUAAGCUCCUCUUGUGAGGGUCACUGCGUGAACACAGAAGGUGGCUUUGUAUGCGAGUGUGGGCCGGGCAUGCAGCUAUCUGCCGACCGCCACAGCUGUCAAGACACUGAUGAAUGCCUAGGGAACCCCUGUCAGCAGAGAUGUAAAAACAGCAUUGGCAGCUACAAGUGUUCCUGUCGAGCUGGCUUCCAUCUCCACGGCAACCGACACUCCUGUGUAGAUGUAAACGAGUGUCGGAGGCCGCUGGAGAGGCGAGUGUGUCACCAUUCCUGCCAUAACACUGUGGGCAGCUUCCUGUGCACAUGCCGACCUGGCUUCAGGCUUCGCUCUGAUCGAGUGUCCUGUGAAGCUUUCCCGAAAGCUGUGCUGGCCCCAUCUGCCAUCCUACAGCCUAGGCAGCACCCCCACAAGAUGCUGCUCCUGCUUCCAGAGGCUGGCUGGCCUGCCCUGUACCCAGGACACAGCCCUCCUUCUGGAGCUCCAGGGCCCCCAGCUGGAGUCAGGACCACCCGCCUGCCGUCUCCUACCCCAGCACUACCUACAUCCUCCCCUUCCGCUCCUGUCCGGCUGCUCUCCACCCUGAUGGCCACCCCAGUGCCUAGUGCCUCCCUGCUGUGGACCCUCAGACCUCCCUCAUUCCUCCAGGGGGAGGCGGUGGGGACCCCUUCCUCACCCAGGGGCCCCGAGGCCCCACGGCUGGCAACAGGGCCCUCUCCUUGCUGGCACCUGGAAGCCAAGUAUGAAUCGGGGAGCAGCUGGAUGGAGCCUGGGUGUUCCCAGUGCUGGUGCAAGGACGGGGUGGUGACCUGUGAAAAGAUGACAUGUGAAGCUGCUUGUUCCCACCCAGUUCCCUCCAGAGAUGGGGGGUGCUGCCCAUUGUGCACAGGCUGUUUUCAUAGUGGUGUCUUCAGAGCUGAAGGGGACGUGUUUUCCCCUCCAAACGAGAACUGCACUGUCUGCGUGUGUCUGGCUGGAAAUGUGUCCUGCAUCUCCCCUGAGUGUCCUCCUGGCCCCUGUCAGACCCCCCCACAAUCGGAUUGCUGUACUUGUGUUCCAGUGAGAUGCUAUUUCCACGGCCGGUGGUACGCGGACGGGGCCGUGUUCAGCGGGGGUGGUGACGAGUGUACCACCUGUGUCUGCCAGAAUGGGGAGGUGGAAUGUUCCUUCAUGCCGUGUCCGGAACUGGACUGCCCCCGAGAGGAGUGGUGGCUGGGCCCUGGACAGUGCUGCUUCACCUGCCGGGAGCCCACGCCCAUGACAGGCUGCUCUCUCGACGACAAUGGGGUUGAGUUUCCGAUUGGACAGAUCUGGUCACCUGGUGAUCCCUGUGAGUUAUGCAUCUGCCAGGCAGAUGGCUCCGUGAGCUGCAAGAGGACAGACUGUGUGGACUCCUGCCCUCACCCCAUCCGGAUCCCUGGACAGUGCUGCCCAGACUGUUCUGCAGGCUGCACCUACACGGGCAGAAUCUUCUAUAACAAUGAGACCUUCCCAUCUGUGCUGGACCCAUGUCUGAGCUGCAUCUGCCUGCUGGGCUCCGUGGCCUGUUCACCUGUGGACUGCCCCAUCACCUGCACCUACCCUUUCCACCCUGACGGGGAGUGCUGCCCAGUGUGCCAAGACUGCAACUACGAGGGAAGGAAGGUGAUGAACGGGCAGGUGUUCACCUUGGAUGAUGAGCCCUGUACCCGGUGCACGUGCCAGCUGGGAGAGGUGAGCUGCGAGAAGGUCCCCUGCCAGCCAGCCUGCGGCGACCCCUCCCCACCCCCCGGGGACUGCUGCUCCUCUUGCUCAGAUUCCCUGUUUCCUCUGGAGGAAAGGCAGGGGCUCUCCCCUCACAGAGACGUGGCACUCAGCAAAGCAGCUCGGAGCCCCCGUGGAGACACCGAGGCCCCUGUCAACUGUAGCUCCUGCCCUGGGCCCCCAGCAGCAUCACCUCCAAGGCCAGUGCUUCAUGUCCUUCAGCUCCUCUUAAGAACAAACUUGUCUAAUAUGCAGACUUUACCUGCAAGCCCUUCAGGAAGGCAGGCUUCACCUUCAUCCCCUUUGGGGCCAGGGGGCACUUUCCCAAGGGAGCGUGGGGCCUUCCAGUCUUCUCAACUCUCUCCAGGGCCUUCGAUCCCUCCAGAAGCCUCCACUCUACCUCCAGCCUCUCCAGGAGCUCCUUGGCCACCUCCUGUUUCUGCAGAGCGCACCUUCUCAGCCUCUGAGGCUCAGACAGCAUCCAGGUGGCCUUCUCUGCCUGUCACCCUCCUGACUGAAGCGUCAGCACUUUCCACCAUGGCCCCCGGCCCCUCAGAGACCCCCAUCACCCUCCUCAGGCCUCACAGACUCUCUCCCACUACCUCCAGACUCUCUGCAGCCCUUGCAGCCACUGCCCGCCCCAGCCCCCAGCUGCCCAUGACAGCAUCACAGGAGGAAGAGUCCACCGUGUGA
Cynocephalus volans (Philippine flying lemur) is the source of this 2871-nucleotide messenger RNA. RefSeq names its product von Willebrand factor C and EGF domains (gene VWCE). The record is from RefSeq and is a predicted model, not a curated record. Lineage: Eukaryota; Metazoa; Chordata; Mammalia; Dermoptera; Cynocephalidae. Gene Ontology annotation, biological process: cellular response to virus. Gene Ontology annotation, cellular component: cytoplasm. The transcript is spliced from 20 exons. The coding region runs from base 1 to 2871 and encodes 956 amino acids. Gene Ontology annotation, molecular function: calcium ion binding; protein binding.